AUGUCCGACUACUCUGACCCUGGAAGCGACUACUACGACUCCGACGACGGCUCUGAGAUUGCAGAUACGCAUGAUUCCGACUUUGAUGAUGACCCCAUCCCUCCGACCAAGGCCAAGGAGAAGAGCCGCGAUCCCGAGCAUAAGAGUCUGUCCGUGCAGCAGCUGCAAGACCUAGUGGAUAGCGACAUCGCCCAUGUCGCAAGCAUAGUGGGGCUUGAGUCGCCUAUAGCGUCCAUCCUCCUCCGCCACUUCAACUGGAACACCGACCGGCUGAUCGAGCGGUUCCUCGAGUCCGCCGACCGCGUCCUCGCCGACGCCGGCGAGCCCACCGACCCCCCGCAGCCGUCCGACGGCGCGGACGGCGGCGCCCGCCCCGCGAAGCGCAUGCGGCUCUCGCCGUGCCCCCCGCCGUCCGAGUUCGCGUGCCCGGUGUGCUGCGACGACGCGCCCGCGGCGGCGUUCGCGCUCCGGUGCAAGCACGCGUUCUGCGCCGCGUGCUGGCAGGCGUACGCGACCGCGAAGGUCAAGGACGAGGGCCAGUGCACGUUCCGGUGCAUGGCCGACGGCUGCCGCGCCGUCGUCGAUUCGCCCGCGGUCGCGCGCCUGGUCGAGCCGGAGGUCAACGAGCGGUACCACGAGCUCGUGCGGCAGGCGUACGUCGGCGCGCACCCCGGCCUCCGCUUCUGCCCGCACCCGGGCUGCACGGAGACGGUGGCGUGCGCGUCCGGGGGCGGCUCGUCGCUCGCGACGGAGGUGCCGACGGUGCGCUGCGGCGCGGGCCACGUCUUCUGCUUCGGGUGCGGGCUCGACUCGGACCACCGGCCGUGCGUGUGCGUGUUCGUGAAGGCGUGGGUCCGGAACGCGCGCGAGGACGCGGGGACGAGCCAGUGGAUCAAGGCGAACACGCGCACGUGCCCCAAGUGCGAGAACAACAUCGAGAAGAACGGCGGGUGCAACCGGAUCAUGUGCCGGCACUGCAACUUCCAGUUCUGCUGGCUGUGCAUGAAGAACUGGGACGUGCACGGGUACAACAACGCGGUGUGCAACGCGUGGAAGGAGCCGGACCCGGACGAGGCCAAGACGGCGGCGAAGGCGAACCUCGACAAGUGGCUCUUCUACUUCGACCGGUUCAACAACCACGAGAUCUCCGCCCGGCUCGACGAGGAGCUCUGCGCGCGCACGGAGGAGAAGAUGGUCGAGUGGCAGGAGACGAGCAAGAUGUCGUGGAUCGAGUCGACGUUCAUGCGCGACGCGGUGGAGGAGCUGACGAAGUGCCGGGUGACGCUCAAGUGGUCGUACGCGAUGGCGUACUUCCUCGCCGCGGGGAACAAGAAGCAGAUCUUCGAGGACAUCCAAGCCGAUCUCGAGAAGGCGGAGCAGGUGGAGGCGGACAGCGUCAAGACGCUCCGCCAGCGCAUGCUGGACAAGACGGUGUACGUUCGCGGCCGGCACGAGAUCGUCCUGAAGGACACUGCGGAGGGCCUGGCGAAGGACGCCAGACGUACGGGGCGCGGGGGGGGCUCCGGAUUGCACCUUUCCGCGGGAACAGUCCCCGUUGCAUCGGCUGCGUCGCAGCGCUUCCCACAAACCGUAUACGUCGUGGUUCGGCAGUUCGUGCGAAUCGCAGCCGCAGGAGACGUCAUGACUGCAGAGGACCGCACCAUUCGAUUCUCGAAGUUAGGAUGA
Messenger RNA from Epithele typhae, 1686 nucleotides. RefSeq lists its product as uncharacterized. Gene Ontology annotation, cellular component: ubiquitin ligase complex; cytoplasm. The transcript is spliced from 10 exons. The record is from RefSeq and is a predicted model, not a curated record. Lineage: Eukaryota; Fungi; Basidiomycota; Agaricomycetes; Polyporales; Epitheliaceae. Bases 1 to 1686 code for a protein of 561 amino acids. Gene Ontology annotation, molecular function: zinc ion binding; ubiquitin conjugating enzyme binding; ubiquitin protein ligase activity. Gene Ontology annotation, biological process: positive regulation of proteasomal ubiquitin-dependent protein catabolic process; protein polyubiquitination; ubiquitin-dependent protein catabolic process.